Etheostoma cragini (Arkansas darter) is the source of this 2148-nucleotide messenger RNA. It is a transcript of the gene sytl1, whose product is annotated as synaptotagmin-like 1. The transcript is spliced from 16 exons. The record is from RefSeq and is a predicted model, not a curated record. Lineage: Eukaryota; Metazoa; Chordata; Actinopteri; Perciformes; Percidae. Gene Ontology annotation, molecular function: small GTPase binding; neurexin family protein binding. Gene Ontology annotation, biological process: exocytosis; intracellular protein transport. Bases 265 to 1866 code for a protein of 533 amino acids. Gene Ontology annotation, cellular component: plasma membrane; exocytic vesicle.
UUCGCCUCAUGCUCGCCUCCCAGCUGACUGUAGCCUCUGAGUGGAGGGCGUGUUCACUCCGUUUACUCUGCACACAGACAUCAAGCUACUUCGACACACACCGUAAUCUGGACAAUUUUUCACGAAACUUUUCACCGAUGGAAGAGGCGGAACCUCUCAAGUAAGGUUUUAGGUUGUGAAAGCUGUGCGCUUGCAUGAUAUUCUGUUUGCUAAACUCAUAACCCCAGGAGGAUCGCUUUGCGCAUGCGUUAAUUACUCGAAGGGAUGGAGGGUGAGCUGGUUGACUCUUCUCUUGAUUUGAGCCACCUGACAGAAGAGGAACAGACCACCAUCCUGCAGGUCUUAGAGCGGGACUUGGAUCUGCGUCAACGCGACGAAGGACGUGUAAGGGUCCUCCAGGAGACAGAGACAGAUCAGUCACGUUUUCGCUUCCUGUCAGGAGCAUGGUUCAGUGAGGAACUCGGCAAACGCCAUCGCAACUGGACGUCAGGAUGUGCGCUUGUCCACGCCACCAUACGCCACAGAAAGACCAAGAACAGAGAUGUGCCCCUGACUGAACUGUUCAACGAAGAGAGAGAGGAAACCUCCCGCAUCAAUGAGACCUCUCCUGAGGAGAGAAGACCGAAGGACACAAAAGAAGAAGAGAGUGGCGGGAGUCAAGGAAGUUUAAAACCGGUACCUAUACCCAGAAAAAAAACACUCUUAGCACAGGGUCUCCAGCACAGCAAUAGUUCCUCAUCAUCCAAAGAGUGUGAAAGGAGAAGUAAUGGCCACACAGAGGAACCUGAGGAAGACGUUGAUGGUCACAACGGGGACACUGACUCUCUGAGCAGCUGCCUGACAGAGCCGGAUCCAAAUUCUCUGAAAACCAGCAGCUCCACCGGCAGCCUUCAUUCAGGCUACACGGUCAGUGGAAGCAUGAUGAGUCUGUUCAGCUCAGGGGAUUUUGGAUUGGUGGAGGUGAGGGGCAGUAUCCAAUUCUCAUUGGUUUACGACACCCAGAAGGAGGAGCUGCUAGUCAAAGUGUAUCGCUGUGAGGACAUCGCUCCAGCACGCAAGAAUCACUCUGAUCCAUACGUUAAAAGCUAUCUUUUGCCGGACAAGUCAAGUCACAGUAAGAAGAAAACUGCAGUGAAAAAGAAGACACUUCACCCAGUCUAUGAUCAGACACUCAGAUAUAAAGUGCGGAUAGGAGAGCUGCGGAGCAGGACCUUGAACUUGUCCGUAUGGCACGCCGAGCACCUGAGCAGGAACGUGUUCCUGGGUGAGGUGGAGGUGUCUCUGGGCCUUUGGGACUGGACCUGCACUACGCCUCUGUGGCAGGACCUACAGCCGCGGAUUAACUUGAAUCCAGACUCCAUUACUAGUCGUGGGACCAUCUUGCUCUCAAUAAAGUUCAUCCCAGACGGAUUUGAGGGUGGUGGACUGCCUCUGACGGGAGAACUUCACAUUUGGCUUCGGGAGGCUCAAGGUCUCCUGGCCAACAAAGGGGGCUUUAUAGACUCGUUUGUCAGAAGCUACAUUCUCCCAGACGCCAGUCGGCAGAGUGGUCAGAAGACGCGGGUGGUGAAGCGCUCCAUCAGCCCCACCUUCAACCACACCAUGGUGUAUGAUGGCUUCCAAUCCAGCGACCUGAGAGAGGCCUGCGCUGAGCUGACUGUCUGGCAGCGCGAAGGGUUAAAGCAGCAUGUCCUGGGAGGGGUUCGUUUAAGCUGUGGAACUGGUCAGAGUUAUGGGGAGGAUGUCAGCUGGAUGGAUUCUACUGGAGAGGAGGUCGCUGUGUGGACCUCCAUGAUCGAAAACCCAAACCACUGGGUCGACGCAACCCUAUCUAUCAGAACUAACCUUGCACACCGGUCCGAGUGACUGACACACACCUUGGCUUGCACACAAACACACAUUCCAAUAAUGGUGGGUCUGAAAGGACACCAUCAGAACAUCAGCACAUGUAACUUCUCUGUCCCAAUUUCAGUUUUUUAUACAUACAAACAACACAGGAGAUGUGGUGCAAUAUUAUGAACUAACUGGCGUAGAUUAGAAAUACUUGUACAAUCUUUAACUGUAUGUUUUUGGUUUAGUCAGUGCCUUAUCUGACAAAAGUGUAAAAGUGUAAUCCCUUGUAGAUUAUCAAUUAAAUAUCAAACCUGA